AUGGCCGUGACCGCCAGUUUCCUCCUCUGCUCCAUCCUCCUAAUCGCCGGCCUCCUCUCCGCCGAACCCCAGCAACCACAGUCUCCCCUCAUAACCAUCUUCAACGGCGCCUCAACACAACAACUAGACCUCAUCUACGAACUCCACAAAGCCGAAAUAAUCCCCACCGUCCUCGACGAAUUCAUCCCCCAAUACACCAUCGACGCCACCUGGUCUGAGAAAAAGAACAUCACCGCCGCCUACGGCAACACCCUCCCCGUCUCCGCCACCCAAGAAGCGCCCAAAAUCAAGCUCACCCGCAACCAAAACUCCCAAUUCGUCUCAAACCCCCGCCCCCAACUAACCCUCAUCAUCACCGACCCGGACGCCCCAAGCAGAGAUAAUCCAGAGUGGAGCGAAGUAUGCCACUGGAUCGUCACAUUCCCCACCUCCCGGGCCCCCACAGAACCAAAUGUCGAAAUCGCCACGGAAGGAGAGGACGUGAUGCCGUACAAACCCCCCGGCCCACCGCCUAAGACGGGAAAGCAUAGGUACGUGCUUGUGGCGCUUGCGCCGCUGAACCAGACGACGGAGACGCUGGCUCUUACUCCGCCGGGCGAGAGGAAGCGGUGGGGGUAUGAGAGGGAGCGGACGGGCUUGAGGAGGUGGAUGGGGGAGAUGGGGUUGGGGGUUGUUGGGGCAAACUUCAUCUACGAGCAGGACGAAGAGCAGUGA
Molecule: messenger RNA, 714 nt
Organism: Neohortaea acidophila
Lineage: Eukaryota; Fungi; Ascomycota; Dothideomycetes; Mycosphaerellales; Teratosphaeriaceae
Product: phosphatidylethanolamine-binding protein
Exons: 3
Coding region: 1-714 (237 amino acids)
Biological process (GO): regulation of proteolysis; regulation of Ras protein signal transduction
Molecular function (GO): phospholipid binding; peptidase inhibitor activity
Source: RefSeq, a predicted model, not a curated record